AUGACGAGAGGUCCUUCGGUUGAAUCGACGACAGAAACAUCGGAAGAUUUGUCGAUUCGACGACGACGACGAGGACAACAACGAGUAUCAUCAUCAUCAUCAUCACAACAGGGAGGAGGAGGACUUCCGCAAGAUUUAACGAUAGUGAAAUUAAAAGAAGAAGAAGAAGAAAAUAAGAGAGAAUUUUAUAAGAAAGAAGAUGAUGGAAGAGAUGAUGUAAAAGACGAACGUAACGGAAAAAUUAUUUCCGAUAGAACCAAGAGAAAAAGUGACGAAGAGAACGGAAACGGAAAUGACGACAACGAUGAUGACGAAAACGUCGGAAACGGUGAAAAGAAAUUAAAAACCGACGUGGUUGUAGUUGUUAAUCGUACGAAUGAAAAUUCAUUACCCGCGACUGAUCUCACGGAAAAACGUUUAAGUUUGAGAAAUGCGAUGCCGAUGACGACGACGACGACGCCGUCGAUGCCGUCGACAUUUCGAAAUCCCGACGAUUAUGACGUUUCAACGAGACUAAGAUCGUCGUCGAACGGAAAUCACGUGGAUUUAUUAUCGAAAACUCUCAUACGUGGAAUUCCAAAAGAACUUAAAGUAAAAGAACCCGGAAGAGGAGUUUGGGCAAGAGAAAAAAUACCAAAAGGUACUAGAUACGGUCCUUUUUUUGGAAAAUGGGUUUCGGAUCCGAUCGAUGGAAGAUACGCAUGGGAGGGAUAUGAAUGA
Molecule: messenger RNA, 720 nt
Organism: Pediculus humanus corporis (human body louse)
Lineage: Eukaryota; Metazoa; Arthropoda; Insecta; Psocodea; Pediculidae
Exons: 2
Coding region: 1-720 (239 amino acids)
Source: RefSeq, a predicted model, not a curated record